AUGAGGGGAUGCGGUUCCAUAUGAAAUGCCCACCUUGAAAAACUAAUCCACACAACUUCCCAUCUCCCUCAUUUGUUCCCUAUCCUUUUUGUCCUCAUUCACCCCUUUUUUUAAUUGCUGCGUUUGUUUGUUUUCGUGUAUUGUACUUGAAUAAUUAAGAGUUUUCAGCCUACCUCCACCACUAUCUUCAGCUCAUCCUCUUUCAUGCAAUCUCCUUCUCUGUAGAGGAGGCCAAGAAUUGUUUGGGAACCGAAGAACUAAAUAAUGGCAGACACAGAGAUAACCAAUGUUACCGAGUAUGAGGCCAUUGCUAAGGCAAAAUUGCCUAAGAUGGUUUUUGACUACUAUGCAUCUGGUGCUGAGGAUCAAUGGACUCUUAGAGAAAACCGAAAUGCUUUCUCAAGGAUUCUGUUUCGACCUCGAAUUCUCAUUGAUGUAAGCAAGAUUGACAUGACCACAACUGUCUUGGGCUUCAAGAUUUCAAUGCCCAUCAUGAUUGCUCCUACAGCCUUUCAGAAAAUGGCUCACCCUGAAGGUGAGUAUGCAACUGCAAGAGCAGCAUCAGCAGCUGGGACAAUCAUGACCUUGUCCUCAUGGGCUACUUCCAGUGUUGAAGAGGUGGCUUCAACCGGCCCCGGCAUUCGAUUUUUCCAGCUCUAUGUUUACAAAGACAGGCAUGUGGUUGCACAACUUGUGAGGAGGGCUGAGAGGGCUGGCUUCAAGGCAAUUGCCCUUACUGUGGAUACUCCAAGACUUGGCCGCAGGGAAGCUGAUAUCAAGAACAGAUUUACUUUGCCACCAUUUUUGACAUUGAAGAACUUUGAGGGAUUAGAUCUUGGCAAGAUGGAUAAGGCCGAUGACUCUGGACUAGCUUCAUAUGUUGCUGGCCAAAUUGACCGGUCUCUUAGCUGGAAGGAUGUCAAGUGGCUUCAGACAAUUACUAAAUUGCCGAUUCUGGUGAAGGGUGUUCUCACUGCUGAGGAUGCAAGGAUAGCAGUAAAUGUUGGAGCAGCAGGAAUCAUUGUCUCCAAUCAUGGAGCUCGCCAACUUGAUUAUGUCCCUGCAACCAUUAUGGCUCUAGAAGAGGUUGUCAAAGCCACCCAAGGGCGUAUUCCUGUUUUUCUUGAUGGUGGGGUGCGGCGUGGGACAGAUGUCUUCAAGGCUUUGGCUCUUGGAGCCUCUGGCAUAUUUAUUGGAAGGCCAGUGGUGUACUCAUUGGCUGCUGAUGGUGAGGCUGGUGUCAGAAAAGCACUUCAAAUGCUUCGUGAUGAGUUUGAGCUAACCAUGGCAUUAAGUGGUUGCCGCUCCCUUAAAGAGAUUACCCGCAACCACAUCAUGACUGACUGGGACACUCCUCACAUUCUGCCUAAGCCAAGGUUAUAAGAUGGUAAUGCUCCUUGUUGGGAACUGAUCGUGAUGAAAGGUUAGGUGUCAAGAGCCUUUGCCAUUAGAAUAACUUCAUCCCAGAUUCAUUGGAUGGAAAAGUAUUUAGAAGAAUUUAAGCUUUUGUAAUGACAAUGAAUGGUACUUCUAUAAAUGGCUAUUUCUGCUUUUUCUGUGUAUACUGUAUAGCUCCUCCAAGCCAGGAUGGUUUGCUGAAUAUUAUCUGGGCAUGCUUUGAAGUUGUAGAAAUUGCAUUGUGGCAGUGGCACACAUUAAACCA
This is a messenger RNA of Vitis riparia (riverbank grape), 1663 nucleotides long. Its product is annotated as (S)-2-hydroxy-acid oxidase GLO1-like. Gene Ontology annotation, cellular component: peroxisome. Gene Ontology annotation, molecular function: FMN binding; oxidoreductase activity. The record is from RefSeq and is a predicted model, not a curated record. NCBI's taxonomy places the organism in Eukaryota, Viridiplantae, Streptophyta, Magnoliopsida, Vitales, Vitaceae. The coding region runs from base 265 to 1383 and encodes 372 amino acids. The transcript has 12 exons.